AUGGCAUCUUUGAUGUUGAUGUAUUUCAUAAAUCAUUUAUCUACAGAUUUUCUCCACAUCCUGUCUUUUGUGCCAAGAGAAGUUAAUUUCAUAGAGCAUACUAGUAACAUUAGCUGGAAGGAAUAUCAGAUGACUAUGGAAAUUGUUAUUGAUCCUCGCCUUUAUCUUGCAUCAAAAGGAAAAAUGUUCACGGGGAAUAAAAAACGCCCACAGCCCAAUGCUUUCAGAUUUUUCACUGGCUCUUCUCAUGUGAUUUUAAGUCGGAAGCUUGUAGAGUUCUCCAUUCUGGGAUGGGACAACUUUCCAAGAACCCUCCUCUUGUACUUCUCCAACACCAGAUUCUCACAUAGAGGAUAUUUUCAGACUCUUGCCUGCAAUUCCAAGGGUUUCUCCAACACAGUCAUCAACUCCAACUUGCGGUGUAUUGAAUGGGAUGACCCUGGUGUAAGAGAGCCUCUAUAUCUGAAAUCUUCUUAUUUGAAGAGCAUGCAAGCAAGUGGUGCUGCUUUUGCUGGAAAAUUCGCAGCAAAUGAUCCAGCUCUGGACGUGAUUGACUCGCUAGUACUUCACAGGGGUCGGGGUAUGAUAACACCCGGAGGGUGGUGUUUAGGUACGCCAGGAUGGGGGAGAGAUUCUUGCCAGCUGUGGGGUGACAUAAAUAUUCUUAAACCAGGUCCUGCUGCCAAGAUUUUUGAGAAGCUUCUUCUAAGAUUAAUGGCCAACAUGACUAUCGAGCCAAACAUAUGUUAUGGACAACAAUCCGAGGCGACUGCUGCUGGCUAAUUAUCCGAGGACUAGAUUUGUUCAUCACUUUGUAAUGUAAAAUUGUGCCAUUGUAAAGUGUAUAUUUCAUUUUGCUAGUAGUGCAAAUUUUUUUUUUGCAAAACAGAAAGAUUUUUGUAACCAGAAAUCAGAAUGCAAGCUGGUGUG
This is a messenger RNA of Ilex paraguariensis (yerba mate), 930 nucleotides long. NCBI's taxonomy places the organism in Eukaryota, Viridiplantae, Streptophyta, Magnoliopsida, Aquifoliales, Aquifoliaceae. The record is from the annotation of a GenBank genome assembly.